AUGGCGACCCCGGAUGUGAGCGUCCACAUGGAGGAGGUGGUGGUCGUGACAACUCCGGACACCGCAGUGGACGGCGGUGGUGUCGAGGAGGUGAAGACUGUGUUGGUGACGACCAAUUUGGCCCCUCACGGGGGUGACCUCACCGAAGACAACAUGGAAACAGAAAGUGCGGCGGCCGCAGCGGCCGCUGCCUUCACAGCCUCCUCUCAUCUCAAGGAAGCCGUGCUAGUGAAGGUGGCUGACGAGGGGGAGAGCCUGGAGGCUGAGAUUGUGUACCCCAUCACCUGUGGAGACAGCAGAGCCAACCUGAUCUGGAGGAAGUUCGUGUGCCCUGGCAUCAACGUGAAGUGUGUUCAGUACGAUGAGCAUGUGAUCAGCCCGAAGGAAUUCGUGCACCUGGCGGGGAAGUCCACGCUGAAGGACUGGAAGAGAGCCAUCCGUAUGAAUGGCAUCAUGCUCAGGAAGAUCAUGGACUCUGGGGAGCUGGACUUCUACCAGCAUGAUAAAGUCUGCUCCAACACCUGCCGCAGCACCAAGAUUGACCUGUCGGGAGCACGCGUGUCCCUGAGCAGCCCAACCUCGGCUGAGUACAUCCCGCUCACACCUGCCGCGGCCGACGUGAAUGGGUCUCCUGCUACCAUCACCAUCGAGACCUGUGAGGACCCUGGUGACUGGACCACGGCUGUCGGAGAUGACACGUUUGCCUUCUGGCGGGGGCUGAAAGAUGCCGGCCUGCUGGAUGAGGUCGUCCAAGAGUUCCACCAGGAGCUGGUGGAGACCAUGAAAGGCCUGCAGCAGCGAGUCCAGGAUCCCCCCCUACAGCUGCGAGAUGCUGUCCUCCUCAACAACAUCGUGCAGAACUUCGGCAUGCUGGACCUGGUGAAGAAAGUGCUGGCCAGCCACAAGUGCCAGAUGGACCGCUCGCGGGAGCAGUAUGCUCGGGACCUGGCAGCUCUGGAGCAGCAGUGUGACGAACACCGCCGCCGGGCCAAGGAACUCAAGCACAAGUCCCAGCACCUCAGCAACGUGCUCAUGACGCUGACCCCCGUCUCCCUCCCGCCCCCCAUGAAGCGACCCCGGCUCGCGCGAGCCACAUCUGGACCAGCUGCCGUUGCCUCACAGGUGCUAACCCAGUCUGCCCAGAUUGCCCUAGGCCCGGGCGUGCCUGUCUCCCAGCUGACCAGCGUGCCACUCAGCAAAAUGGUGUCCCCACUGCCGUCCACCAUCCUGAGCAAGGGCUCCCCUCAGGCUCCUCCCACCAGCUCGCCGGCCUCCCCACUGCUUGGGGGCUACACGGUCCUGGCCUCCUCAGGCUCCACCUUCCCCAGCACAGUGGAGAUCCACCCGGAUGCGUCAAGCCUCACAGUCCUGAGCACGGCUGCCAUGCAGGAUGGCAGCACGGUGCUCAAGGUGGUCAGCCCACUGCAGCUGCUCACCCUGCCUGGCCUGGGCCCCACCCUGCAGAACGUGACCCAGGCAUCGCCUGGGGGCAGCACCAUUGUGACAGUGCCCACGGGGGCCACCGUGGGGUCUGAGGAGCACACAGCCACCAUUGAGGUGGCCGCCGUGGCAGAGGACCAUGAGCAGAAGUAGCUGGUGAGGAGGGCACGGCCCCUCGGGGGUGGACAGGGCUAGCUGCCUCUCCUCAGCCCCAGCAGGUGGGGAGCAUGGCACAGGCCGCAGGGCUGGCUCGGUGCAGGCAGGUCAUGUAGGCUGCUGAACCAAAGAGAGGAAUCAUCAGGACGAAUCAAGACAGAAGAAGGGACAGCAACCUAGAAAGUCGGUCUUCAGGUUCUAAACUUCCUCUCCCUUUUCUCUGGGAAAUAUAUUUUUCCAUCUGUUGCUUAUCGAUACUGUUUACACAUUGGGCCUUGAUCAGGAGCCAGAUGGAUGAUGGCAGGGGAUGGCCGGGGUGCAGCUGGUGGCAGGGAGCUGAGCAUGGGCUGGUGCUGCCAGAGCCCAGCCAGGUGCUCCCGGACCUUGGGCCUGCUAAAGUGGGUGGAGCUGAGUCACUGAGGUCUCGGAGCCUGGGAUCCCCUAGGACCCUCACAGGGUCUGAGCCUGCUUGGGGAGGACAUUACUAACACAUGUCUUGGGAACAGUACCCAAGUGUGGAAACCCAUGGAUCCUAUGGAUUUGGUUUCUUCCCACAGUUUUCUGUAGGUUUAGUGUGGCUGGCGCCCUGUUCUCCUGCCUGUGUGAGGACAUGCACCUGGAGCUUGGGCUGUAGACCCUGGGCAGGCCUCAUCCUCCCCUCACCCCCAGCAGGUGCUCAGGUGGCUGAGGGGCUGCACACACCAGGGGUGGUCCAGGUGCCAUGGCAUGUGUGCUACAGGUGUUUUAAGUGUAUUGUUUAGUAGGCUUCUAGGAAGAGUCACAUUUAUAGCAUUUUCAACCAAAACAGUGGAGAGUGCCUAGGCCUCCCAGUUGGCUCUGGGGGUGGGUUCUGGAGCUCCUGCAAAUGCAAUUGACCAGGGGCUGAAGGUCCUGGGUGGCGCUUCCCCCCUUGUGGCCCCUGUGUGCUGCCUGCUGGUGGACACCUCACGUGCCCCCUGCAAGGUGGAUCUGUACCCUCUGGCCACACUCGGUGAUCCCUGUCUCCAGGGAGAGCCCAGGACAUUUGGGGAGGCUGCCCAGGACAAGCUGGUGCAGGAGGGACCAUGAUGCUCCAUGAGAGGCUGUGUCCAUAGAUUGUUUGCAGAUUUGGUUUUAGAGUCCCAAGGAAGACCUGGUGGGGGCUGCCCUCCAGGCUGACCUCUGAGGGGACAUUGAGCCCAGGCCUCUUGCAGCCUCCAGCAGGGUGUGUCCCAGACGAUCCUAACAGGCCAGGCAUCCCCAGACCUUCCUGCCAGUGUAUUGCCAGCCGAAGUCCCUUCUCCCAAGACUCCGCAGCAGGAGGGGGCUGCUGUUUCACUCCACUGGUCUGAGGGAACUGGUCGUCCACCCAACUGUCCAUCCUUCCAUCCAUCAAGUGCCCCAGGCCCCACCUCAGCUCCUUUGUUGGGACAGGGCCUGUCCCGUCUCCCCCUGCCCCAUGUCGAGCUACUGAAGUUCUGUCCUUUUUUUUUCUUCUGUUACAUUUCUGUUGGCUGUUGUCAUGAGUCAGCUGGUUUCAGCGUGUUUACUUUAUUUGUUUGCGUACAUACUCCUUUUUUAAAACUCAUUUUUAUUGUGGUGUGAGUCUGUUACAUGCGGCAGCGUGACCCAGUGGGCACAAGGGGGGCCAGGGGGUGUGGGCACUGCCUAGCUGGCCCUGCGGCACCCCCCCACCAGCUUGACCAUAUUCAAAACUGUCACUAAUAAAACUGCUUCUAGCCUGGGAA
This is a messenger RNA of Galeopterus variegatus (Sunda flying lemur), 3323 nucleotides long. RefSeq names its product glucocorticoid modulatory element binding protein 2 (gene GMEB2). Gene Ontology annotation, molecular function: DNA-binding transcription activator activity, RNA polymerase II-specific; RNA polymerase II cis-regulatory region sequence-specific DNA binding. The transcript has 9 exons. The coding region runs from base 1 to 1593 and encodes 530 amino acids. Gene Ontology annotation, cellular component: nucleus. Lineage: Eukaryota; Metazoa; Chordata; Mammalia; Dermoptera; Cynocephalidae. Gene Ontology annotation, biological process: positive regulation of transcription by RNA polymerase II. The record is from RefSeq and is a predicted model, not a curated record.